Messenger RNA from Darwinula stevensoni, 1626 nucleotides. Lineage: Eukaryota; Metazoa; Arthropoda; Ostracoda; Podocopida; Darwinulidae. The record is from the annotation of a GenBank genome assembly.
AUUUUGCUUGGCAAACCACCGAUCCAACCUCGUCGAGAUCAACGGGUAAAGAUCGAUCUGCCGCCCGUUCGCUUGUUGGAUCAGUCUUGGGAUGAAAUGGCCAAAGCGGUGUUAAGACACCCAACGGUUGCUAAUAAACAGUUCCUGAUUACGAUUGGUGAUCGUAGUGUAACAGGCCUCGUGGCACGCGAUCAAAUGGUCGGACCGUAUCAGGUGCCAGUUUCUGAUUGUGCUGUGACUAGCCGUGAUUAUGCUGGUGUUGCAGGAGAAGCUAUGGCCAUGGGGGAACGCACACCUUUGGCUGUGAUCAAUGCUAAAGCUGCCAGUCGCAUGGCGGUGGCUGAAAGUAUCACCAAUAUUGCAGGGGCUGACGUCAAUGGUAUUGAUAAAAUUAAGCUUUCUGCAAAUUGGAUGGCUGCUUGUGGGGUGGCAGGACAAGAUGCUGCGUUGUAUGAUGCUGUGCAAAGUGUCGGUUUAGAAUUAUGCCCAGCUUUAGGAGUGAGUAUUCCAGUUGGUAAAGACUCACUUUCUAUGAAAACAACGUGGCAAGAGCAGUCAGAAGAAAAAAGUGUUGUUUCACCUGUUUCCCUGAUUGUUACUGCAUUUGCUCCUGUUGAAGAUGUUCGCCAAACUGUGACGCCAGAACUUAAAGCUCUUGAUCAGGAAACGGUUGUUUUGUUCAUUGACUUAGCUAAAGGCAAAAAACGUUUAGGUGGCAGUAUUGCAGCGCAAGUUGUUAAUCAAUACGGUGAUCAGGUUCCAGAUGUUGAAGAUCCAGUGUUGCUCAAAAAUGCAUUUGCUGCCUUGCGCCAGCUCAAAGAUGAACAAUUGGUCUUAGCUUAUCACGAUAAAUCCGAUGGUGGAUUGUGGGCAACCUUAUGUGAGAUGAGUUUUGCCAGCCAUACAGGAAUUUCACUGCAAGUCGACAAUUUGUUGAUUGAUUCUGUUGAUCAAAUGGGCAUUGAUGAUGCCAAAAACUGGACGGAGCAAGUGUCGGGCACUCGUCCAGAAAGAAUCAUGCGUGCGCUGUUCAAUGAGGAAUUAGGGAUGUGUAUCCAAGUGUUGCGUGCGAAUCGUUCUCGUGUCGUUGAUAUUCUUCGUGAGCAUGGUCUAUCACCCUUGACUCAGCAAAUUGCGACUCCUAAUCAAGAGGAUACCAUAGAAAUUUACGUGGAUGGUAAAGUAUUCUAUCGCGAAAGUCGAGUUGCUUUACAAGACGAAUGGCAAAAAGUGAGCUAUCACAUCGCUAAAAUGCGCGACAAUCCAGAAUGUGUUGACGCCGAGUAUGCCAAGAUGAGUACCAAAGAAGGCCUAGUGGCUCAACUCUCUUUUACCAUGCCUCUGAGCAUGCCUGUGAUCGGUGGCGUAAAACCUAAAAUGGCCAUCUGGCGUGAGCAAGACAUGGCAGGAAGCGUACUCCCCAUCGUCGUCUCUCAUGGAGAAGGGCGUGCUCAGUUUGCUGAGUACAUCGACCCAAAAUCCUUGCCUAUUACGCUUCAAUAUGUUGAUUCUCAAGGAAAACCAACGCAAUCUUAUCCGGAAAAUCCCAAUGGUUCACCUGAUGCUAUAGCUGGUAUGACGACCCGUGAUGGUCGAGUCACGAUUAUGAUGCCCCAUCCAGAGCGC